Molecule: messenger RNA, 1386 nt
Organism: Cottoperca gobio
Lineage: Eukaryota; Metazoa; Chordata; Actinopteri; Perciformes; Bovichtidae
Gene: nup35
Product: nucleoporin 35
Exons: 9
Coding region: 302-1186 (294 amino acids)
Biological process (GO): nuclear pore organization; NLS-bearing protein import into nucleus
Cellular component (GO): nuclear pore central transport channel; nuclear membrane; nuclear pore nuclear basket
Molecular function (GO): phospholipid binding; nucleic acid binding; structural constituent of nuclear pore
Source: RefSeq, a predicted model, not a curated record
GACGCUGUCUAAAUGCGCCGGAAGUCAGUUAGCUGCAGUGCUUUCAGUCUCUUGUCAGCUCGCUCCAGCAGCAGCUCGGAGCUCCAGAAACAAACGGGUAUAUCCGAUAUUUUAAACCACUUCACUUUAACUUAUCGGAUGCUACAAGUUAGCGUUUAGUUUCACUCAAGCAGACGUUUCAACAGCAGUAAGUUAUAGUGGCUAAGCAGUUAGCUUUGCUAGCCGCGUUAGCUAGCCGGCCAUCCUUUUCGCUCGGCGUCACUUCCUACUUUUGAAAAUCGCGGCGAGUAUCUGAGCAGAGAUGGAGUUACAAGUGGGAACCGAACCGAUGACCCUGGGCUCUCCCACCUCUCCCAAGCCGACCCCUGGAGCUCAGUUUCUGCCCGGCUUCCUGAUGGGCGACCUGCCGGCUCCAGCCACCCCCCAGCCCCGGCCUUUCAGCCUGGGCACGUCCAUUCUUGACAGCCCAAGUACCCCCCGAGGAGGAUGCGGAGGAGGCUCAGCCCCGCAACCUGUUGUCCCCACCCCCAAAGAUAAAAGUGGGGCCCCGCCUGUUCGCAGCAUCCACGACGAUCUGGUCACAGUUACGACGCCCCUCAACACACACAGACAGUCUUUUCCAGUUAUGGCGUCUCCCAUGUCUGCCCGAGGGGCUUCAACUCCAGGUGUUCAGCAGGGGUGCCUGUCUCCAGCGCAGAUGGAUCCCUUCUACAGUCAGGGAGAGUCUCUGUCAUCUGACGACCAGCUGGACCAGACCUGGAUCACUGUGUUUGGUUUUCCUCCAGCCUCGGCCUCCUACAUCCUGCUGCAGUUCGCUCAGUACGGAAACAUCCUCAAACACACGAUGGCGUCUCCUGGUAACUGGAUGCACCUUCAGUAUCAGUCCAGACUUCAGGCCCGGAAAGCUCUGUCUAAAGAUGGGAAAGUGUUUGGUGACGCCAUCAUGGUGGGAGUCAAACCCUGCAUAGACAAGAGCGUGAUGGACAGCAGUGUCGCCGUCUCUCCGGCCCUCUCGUCCUCCUUCUCCUCCUCCGCCCUCCCCUCCACUCCUCGCUCCGCCAUCAGACCGCUGAGCAGCGCUUGCAGGAGCUCGGGCAGAGAAUACCAGGUGGUGGCAGACAGACACACACCCAGGAAGGACGACACUUUGGUUUCCAAGGCGAUGGAGUACAUGUUUGGCUGGUGACGAUACACAAUGCAUCAUGGGAUACCUGCACCCUCGAACGAAAGAAGAGACGGACGGAUGGACGGACUGAAGUGUGUGUGUGUGUGUGUGUGGUUGUGUGUGCGUGUCUCUGCUGCAGUGGAGGAUCUUUCUGUCUCGUCUUUUAUAAUCAGUAUUUUUUAAUGUUUUUGUUUCCAAUAAAGAUUUUUCUCUGGUUUGAA